AUGAGAGUCAAUGCAGCCGUCCUAUUGGUCCUCUGUCUCCUGACCAUCAGUCAUGCAUGGGACUGUCAGGAGGUAGUGGACAUCAACAAUCUGAUGCAGAUCGAUGCAGGACUGGGGCAAGUGGUUGCUACGGACACAAGCCUUCUGAAACAGUUGGAUGCUGGAGGUGACCAGUUUGUUGUGGGGGCUAACAUGGACGAUACUCCAUUCUGUCUGACAAGUAGUGCCACAGUUGGCUACAAGGGUCCAGACUCACCCCUUCCAUGGACAGGAUUGCCAGGAGCUGUGAAGUACUACAGCUGCGGACCCUUUGGGUGCUGGGCAGUCAACAAGAAUGAUGAUAUCUACUUAAUGAGUUAUGUGAACAAAGACACCUGUCAAAACAAGGGGUGGAGUCACAUUGAAGGCAAGCUUUCCAUGAUUGAGGUGGCAACUGAUGGUAGUGUCUUUGGGGUCAACUCUGUGGGUAGUGUUUAUACCAGAGACGGCAUCACAGCCAGUAAACCAGAGGGCACCGGAUGGAGCAAUAUCCCAAUGUGCAUGCUCAUGGGCCAUGUGACCUACGACCUGGGCCGUCUUUGGGUCGUCUCCAAGUCUGCCGUCACCAUGGUGUGCACACCUUAGCCUCUCCUCUGCAUCUGUUGGCCAUUUGGGUUCUGUCUAAAGUUUACUUGCUAACUCAUUGAUCUCUCUUUCUGGAAAAGCCUUUAGUUCAUUAGUUCAUAAAAAUCCUUCAUUUUAAAACCUAUUGCUCUACCUAUUAUUUUCAGUUCUUCAAUGAUCUUAUUGACAUUUAAAAAAAAAUAUCAAUGAAGAUUUUAUAUUUUCUUGACCACUCCUUGAUUAACUCUUCAAUAGAUCUUUGCCAUGGAGGCUAUUUAAUUAAGUGUAGUGUAAACUAGGGCACGGUCAUGUUGCUCACAAUCCACAUGGGUUUUGCUGUGCUUCAGAGGUCAUCAAUAGGAUUGCAUGGAAUCCUUGUCAUUGUUUAUUAUCUCAUUAUAUAAUCAUUUCCUGCAAAAAUAAAGCAUUCAUUUUGAAACUAUUG
Molecule: messenger RNA, 1048 nt
Organism: Salmo salar (Atlantic salmon)
Lineage: Eukaryota; Metazoa; Chordata; Actinopteri; Salmoniformes; Salmonidae
Product: fish-egg lectin-like
Source: RefSeq, a predicted model, not a curated record